Messenger RNA from Puntigrus tetrazona (Sumatra barb), 2846 nucleotides. Its product is annotated as apolipoprotein L6-like. The coding region runs from base 1221 to 2687 and encodes 488 amino acids. The record is from RefSeq and is a predicted model, not a curated record. Gene Ontology annotation, molecular function: lipid binding. The transcript is spliced from 12 exons. Gene Ontology annotation, cellular component: extracellular region; membrane. Gene Ontology annotation, biological process: lipoprotein metabolic process; lipid transport. Lineage: Eukaryota; Metazoa; Chordata; Actinopteri; Cypriniformes; Cyprinidae.
UGUUUUCAAGGAAGAGUCGGUGGACUUCGACAAGUCUUGCUCUCAACUCGUUUGCUUUGAAACGAUUUAAAACACCGUUCUGUCUUUGUUCUCGUCCGUCGGCUUUUCUUUUGGAGAAUAGUUUAAGGACGAGAAGCGAGGUAAGCGCCGUUUGUUUCGUGUCGUUAAAACUAAUCUUUUAAGGGGAGGCCGAAAGAGGAAACGUCGACGGCUGUGGGAGUUUUGCGAGUUUGUGAUUUAAAUCUUUGAAUGCGUUGCUCGCAAAUUGAACGGGAUUUCCGUUCAACGCGCGUGCCGCUAUAACUUCAUGUACAUUCCGUCGCCUGAGGCGAAAGAACCGACUCCUAGCUCCUGAAUAUUAAUUAGCUCACGUAAUUAAUAUUCAUGAGCCGAGCCUUCCCCGUAGGACGCGUUAAUUCGUCAGCUAGCCACGCCCUCGCAGCUCAGCCAAUCAAAGACGUGCACUCGUGACGUUUUUGUUUGUUUGUACUCUUAACAAAAACGAUUGAAUAGCACGUUAAGUGUGUUGUCACCGUAAAUAUUGUGCAUUUUCACACAAAUAAAACUACCAUAUAGGCUUUUUUUGUCUUUAAAACUGGCUGUCAACAUAAAAUAAUUUGCCAUUUGAAAAUGCCACAGUUUUCAUUGAACAUGAAGCACUAUAUUAUUAAAUUUGGCUAAUGUUACCUUUAUUUGACACCGUUUUGUUCCUCUAUAUAAUGUGGGUACCCCUGUCCUACAUUAUAACCUUAACUUAUGUAAUUAAUAUUCAGGAGCCAUUGCUUACACAUGCGUCAGCCGGGCCGCCAGGACAAAAAUAGUUAGGUAUUAGUGUCUUGAGUGUUUCUCAUAGCAGAUAGGUCAGACUCAAUGUGUAUCCGUCAUCAGUGGUGUGACCAACAGUUACAAAAAAACUAAAUCAGUGAACAGAAGUGUUUUAGGUGUGUCUGUUUUGCUCAUUUGAGUCGGUAUUUCCACUUUGCCGUUAGUUAUGCGUACACACGUUACGUAUCGGUUUACACUAAGAAUGCUAAAAAGUCAGAGGCGCAAAAAACAAUAGCACGGACAGGUGAACGCCCUCCGAGCAGGUCGUCCCGUCCAACCGGUCUGUGUUUUAAUGAGGCUCUCUUUAAUUAAAGGGCUUGCUGUUGUUAGUGUCAUCAUUACACUUCACUGCUUGAGUGCUUUGUUCAGCAGGACGGUCUGGAACGAUCGGUGUGAUGCAGAAACUCCAUCCCUUUAAGUCAUCUUCACAGAGCUCGUCCAUACCCACAGCUUCAGUUAAUAACGAUGGCAAACAGGACACACCUGUCAGGACAGGAGAGGCAGCAGAGAGCCAGGAACCUCAGCACAAGCAGGAUCCUGGAAUAAUCAUGGGAACGAUUCAAAAAUUAAAUCCAUUCAGGUUUUUCUCGCAGAACAGGAGCAGCGAGCCUCUUAUAGACUCUGCAGCAGCUCCGGCAGAUGAGAAGACUCAGGAUCACGGUGGGAUGCGAGACCAUCUGAAAUCGGCAGCUCAGGUGUCUGGUCGAGGAGAGGCGUCGUCUGCGGGAGACAAUACCUCGUCUGUGGUCGUUGACAAAUGUUUGACCACACAGAUAAGCUCUGAGGUUCAGACAGCAGAAACUGAUGUCGUCAGGUCCAGGGAAGGAAAUCCUCUGGACAAUGAAGACGAUGAAGAUGGUCUGCUGGCCUGGUGGACAACAGUGGAAGGUUGGAGUGAAUGGAAUGAGUCAAAACAGUUUAAUGAGGAAGAUGGAGAACGAGCAAUCGAAGCCGCUGCUAACCGCGUUUUCAUGGCUGCCAAGUUAUUUGUCCACCUGCUGUCUCAGCGCGAGCCAUCGCUGCAGCUGCGCAUCCACGAGCUACUGGCGUUAGCGGACGCCGCCGACAGCUUCCACAAGAAAACGGUGACGGCGAGCGUGGGCGGGGGGGUGGCCAGCGUCGCCGGCAGCAUCACCACCAUCACUGGCCUGGUUCUGGCGCCCUUCACAUUCGGGACGUCCCUCAUCGUCACAGCGGUGGGCAUUGGGGUCGCGACCGCGGGCGGCGUGACUUCAGCUUCCGCUAACAUCACCGACACGGUUCACUCCAACACGGACAGGAAGAAGGUGGAAAAGAUGAUCCAAGACUAUCAGCAGGAAAUCAAAGAUAUUAAAGAAUGCCUGGAAUUCCUACAGGCCGGGAUGGAGACUCUGGAGGAGUGGAACUUCGAGCAGUACGUGGACAGCAUCUCCAAACGGGCUCUGAACCAGAACGUGAAGCACGUUCUGAAGGAGGGCGGCCGGGCCGGGAAAGCGCUGCUGGUGAACACGGAGAACCUUAUCAACACCGUCCAGGUGCUCAGCGUGGCCGGAGGAGCCGCCAAAGCCGCGCAGGUCAUCAGUGUCACCACCGGCGUCAUGUCGGGCCUCUUCCUCGCCCUCGACGUCUUCUUCCUCGCCAAGGGCUCGCUGGAGCUGCGCAAGGGCGCCAAGACCGAGUUUAUGCCCAAGAUCCGAGAGGUUUGCAAGGAGCUGCAGGACGGACUGCAGGAGCUGAGGAGAAUCCAGCGACAGCUGCAGAAAACCAUGGACGGGGUUGAGAUGGAGGAAGAGGAAGAUGGAGGUGAUGGAGAGGAUGGGGAAGAGGAGGAUGAUGAAGAGGAGGUAGAAAAUAGAUCUGAAUCGAGAAAAGAUUCCAGCUAGAGAAACAUGCAAAUUAAAGAUCACACGAUGGUAUCCAGUAAUACAAUUUAUUUUUUCUUUUAUUAGAAAAUACGUUUUUAUUAUUAUUAUUAUUAUGAUGAUGACAAAAUUAAAUUGCAUAUUGUAGAGUGUGUAAAGGCAAAUAUUAAAUAAUAAUAA